AUGCGCCCGUUAGUUAGGCGUUGGCGUUCUAUGGGACACAACAGUUUCAUUUAUUUGGACGAUGGUUUCGGGAGUCGACCAGACAAAUGUUCUGCCGUGGCAGCUAGCUUAAUUCAACGUAAAGAGCUCUGUUCAUCUGGUCUUCUUUGUAACGAGGAAAAGUCUCACUGGGAUCCAGUUCAAAUUGGCGAAUGGCUAGGCUUCGUUAUUGAUACUAUUUUAAUGUGUUUCCGGAUUCCCGAGAAGAAAGUUCUCAAGCUUAAAGGCUUGCUAGAUUCUGCGAUUCAGGAUGGAUUCUCUUCAUUUCGCGAGUUAACGAGAAUAGCAGGCACUAUCAUUUCAGCUGCGUUAGCUGUUGGUCCAAUUUCUCGUCUUUUGACCAGACAAAUAAUGUACUUCGCCGUUGAAACCAUAUCGGCUUGGGAUGACAUAAUUCAUUUUCCUCCGAGCCUUUUACAAGAACUGAAAUUUUGGUAUUGCAACAUCGACUGCUUAAACGGCUAUUCUAUUAGGCCACCGUUAGCCACGCAUACCGUUGUAUUUUCCGAUGCUAGCGACGUAGCGUUCGGAGGAUUUUCGGCUACUUUAGACGGCUCCGUCGUUAGCGGCAUGUGGGAGUGUGAGGAUAUCGGCCAAAGCUCUACGUUCCGCGAGCUGAAAGCAAUUUGUUACGUGUUGCUUUCUUACGUGGCUCAACUGAAACACAAGAGAGUUAAAAUCUUCACUGAUAAUCAGGCCGCCGCCAGAAUAGUUGCUAUCGGAAGCUCCAAAUCUCACCUCCAGGCCCUGGCUAUGGAUAUUUUCCAUCUUUGUCUUGCCAACAGCAUCGUUCUCGAAGCCCAGUGGAUCCUUAGGUCUCUUAAUGAAAGAGCAGAUCUUCUUAGCAGAUUUAUUGAUAAAGACGACUGGUCCAUCAAUCCCUCGGUAUUUCGACUUGUCGACGCUAAAUGGGGCCCUCACACAAUUUUCGUCCUAUUACAAUGCCCAGCUUCCGAGGUUCAACUAUAAAUUUGCUUCCCCAGGUUGCAGCGGUGUGGACGCCUUGGCUCAGGAUUGGCGACAUGAGAAUAACUGGGUUUGCCCUCCGGUGGGUGCCAUUGUGCCUGCAGUUAGUGCUCUCUCGUCCUGCUCCGGUUACGGCACUUUGAUCGUUCCACAAUGGCCUUCGGCCUAUUUUUGGCCUCCCAGUUCAAGUCUUUUGUUAAAGAAGUGUUUGAGCUUCCUUGUAUUGAAGACCUCUUACUGGAGGGUCCAGGACAGAAGCAGAUUUACAAAGCGCGUCCGUCGGUGUUCAGCGGCUGCCCGAAAUUUAAAAUGUUAGCUUUGCGGAUAGAUUUUAGGUGAGCUUUCCCAUUUUUGUCUCCCCUAGCUUACAGCUCAUUUUUGUCGGUGUUUUUUAGGUUUAUCUUUGGCAGCGUAUUUUUGCAUGAUUUGGCGGUGUAUUUUUUGCCUGGUUUGGCAGCGUCUUCUUGGCUCUGAGUUCGAUGCAUGUCCGCUUCACCACGUAGUUUGCCUGUUUUGGCGCCGUCAGUUGGCCUUAUUUUAUGUUUUAUUUUAUUGGUCUACAUUUGUUUUAUUGAAUGUUUGCUAUUUUGUUGAAUUUUUUACUGUUUUUUACAGCAUUACCGGGCCCAGCCAGUUCGGCUUCCGUUUGUCGUUGUUUCUCAUUACAUGUCGUUUUUACGCUGUAGUACUGUCCGUGUUGCAUGAUUAUGAUGCAGCAUCAUAUUUUCUACUGUAUUACAAUUUUAAAUGUUUUGCCUUUUCCUGCUUACUUUUAUUUUAUUUUUUAGAUGUUCUCCAAUCCGGGAUUUGGAGUGAAGCGAAUUUUUUGGCCGAUCCAUCCUUGCCCAAGCUUGUUCCAGACCUUCUCCAUUUACAGUUUGAGUCCAAAGCUGCCUCUACCGUGCAGAAGUAUAGAUCUGGCUGGAUCAGAUGGCGUGAAUGGGCAGAUUCUAAGAUUGGCGUUUCAGAUAUUCCAGCGAAGCCACUGAACAUUGCUCUCUUUAUCAGCAAACUUACUGCUGUCUCUAUUUCUAAUAAUACGGGGAUAUCCCCUAUCGAGUCAGUUGUUUAUGGUAUUAAGUGGGGUCAUAGUCUGGCCGGUAUUGUAGAAUGCCCUACUGGUCACCCCCUUGUUAAGUCGUCCUCGGAGGGUGCAAGAAGGAAGCUUGCUCGUCCUGUUCAACCCAAAGAGCCUUUAUGCGUUGACACAGUUUUAAGGAUCGCUGAAUAUUAUAUUUCUAGUAGUUCGCUUGCCGUUAUUCGUUUUCUUUUCGUCCUCUUGGUUGGCUUUGCUGGGUUUUUUCGUGUGGACGAAAUUCGCAAUUUGACAGUUAGAGAUGUCUCUAUUUUCAACGAGUACAUGUCAAUUUUUAUUCCUAAACGCAAAAAUGAUCAGUAUAGAGAAGGGCAUACGUCCUUUCUAGCUAGGUCUCAUAAGGCUACUUGCCCAGUUUCUAUCACCGAAAGGUUACUUAAGCUUUUCCCUUCAACUUGUGAGUCAUCUUCGCCCCUCGUUAGGCGAAUCGUUAAAACUAAGUCUAGGGAGUGUUUUCAUGCUUCUAGAGGAGUUUCAUAUUCAACGCUAAGAGAUGAAUUUAAGAAAUUUGUUAAACCAUUUGUAUGUGACAUUGCUCUUUACGGCACGCACAGUAUAAAGUCUGGUGCCGCCUCAAAUCCUGCUUGUCGGAGUGUUUCCGCUGAUCUGCUAGCCAAGAUGCAUGCUGGC
Porites lobata is the source of this 2731-nucleotide messenger RNA. Lineage: Eukaryota; Metazoa; Cnidaria; Anthozoa; Scleractinia; Poritidae. The record is from the annotation of a GenBank genome assembly.